Molecule: messenger RNA, 1227 nt
Organism: Zasmidium cellare ATCC 36951
Lineage: Eukaryota; Fungi; Ascomycota; Dothideomycetes; Mycosphaerellales; Mycosphaerellaceae
Exons: 2
Coding region: 1-1227 (408 amino acids)
Molecular function (GO): FAD binding; monooxygenase activity
Source: RefSeq, a predicted model, not a curated record
AUGGGAUUGGACAUUGUCAUUGUCGGUUCAGGUCUGGCAGGUCUGGCCGCUGGUGCCUUUCUCAGGAAGCAGCACACCAUUACCAUACUCGAGAAGAGCAAGCUCGACUUCCAACAAAAUGACUACGGUAUCUCAGUCAUCGCAAAUGCAUACAGUCUACUGCAAAAAGCCGGUAUAGAUGAUACACAGCUGGACAUGGCAGUCAUGACGAAGCUCUGGCAGAGGACCGCCGGUAAUGAGGAAAUCGUGACUGCAGAUUUCGAUACGAGGAAGACCUUCGGCGCACCCAGUGUUCUGACUAAACGGAGCCACUUACAAAGGGAGCUGUACAGAUUGGCAACGAGUGCCGCACUGAAGGGCCAGCCGGCAGAGAUUAUUGAGAACAUCAAAGUCAAGAGCGUUGACGCAAACACUGGAAUGGUAAACACUUCGGACGGGAGGUCCUUUUCUGGCGACUUGCUCAUAGGAGCCGACGGUAUCAACUCGGUCGUUCGUGCUGCUGUGUUGUCCUCAGACGGCAAGUCUGCCUGCGAAGCACUGGCGACAUCCCAUGAUCUUCUGGCCUACAUGGCACAAAUUCCUCUAUCCGCCUUGGCUUCUUCUCCAUCCCUGAGCUUCCUUGCUGACCCCGAAACUUCGGCUGGACUAGUGAAUUUCUCAUCUCCAAGAGGCAGAACUGACAAACUUCGGAUUCUUGGCUACCAUACCUCUCCGAGAGAGUUCCAACUUGUCGGAUAUGCCUCAGAAGAAGAGUUUGCUGCACAGUUUGACCAGUUUGGCACAAGCAUCAUCAAAGGCGUCCCUGCCUCGCGGGCAAAACAUGCUCUCUCUGAGUUCGACUCGGCAAUCACGGACCUGUACGACCAUCAUCGCUCUGGUGAUGGCACUGUCGAGGUUUGGGGGAUCCGAGAUCUCGAUCCUCUUCCUCGCUGGUCGCUCGGCAAGACUCUGCUCAUUGGCGAUUCUUGUCAUGCAGUAACGCCUCACGCCGGGCAGGGAUGCAAUAUUGCUUUUGAAGAUGCCGAGGCGCUAGGCGUCGUAUUGGAAGAUGUCAACAGCGAUAUGGAGAUCGAAAGCGCUUUGGAAAAAUUCCUCAAGAUUCGAAAGGAACGGGCAGAGUUCGUGGCCAAUGGUUCCAGACACAUGGGUGCUCUGCUUGGGCCAGAGGCGGGACCUUUUGAUGAGGGAGCGAAGCAGGCUCUAGAGCAGCUCGAAGGUACCGCAUAG